Messenger RNA from Phytophthora infestans T30-4, 645 nucleotides. RefSeq lists its product as uncharacterized. Lineage: Eukaryota; Oomycota; Peronosporomycetes; Peronosporales; Peronosporaceae. The record is from RefSeq and is a predicted model, not a curated record. The coding region runs from base 1 to 645 and encodes 214 amino acids. The transcript has 2 exons.
AUGGAUGUGGAAGUGGAGCGUGACAAUCUUAAGCGUUACGAUAUGACAGACUUCUCGGCGAAAAACAAGACUCCCGAGCCACAAGAGCCAAAAGAUCUCGCCGACGUUGUAGCGGUGCUGGAAGUGCUGCCCCUGUUGGGGACAGAAGCAGUCCCGGAGUUAGUGGCUUGGAUUGAUGACCGUUUUGAAACCUUUCGAUCACACUUGGCUCAAGGAAAUAUGGCAGCCGCAGAGAGUAUACGAACCCACUUCCAGUUCAAUCACGAGUCCUACGCACGAGUGGUUCAACGUGUCACCAGGCUUAAGGUGGAAGCAGCUCUAAAGUUGUCAGCCCCCACAAAACCAUCGUCUCGCAUGAAGAAGGCCAAAGCGCGCACAACAAACAGCGGUGCCCGACAAGGGCGCGGAGUUCCCGUUCCCCCAGAGGUGGUGGCAGCGCUUCCGAUUCGAAAAGGCAAGAAGCUGUGCAUGAAGUUUUUGUCUAUCGAAGGAUUCCCUGGUGAAGGAGACACUUGUGUGUUCGACUACCGAGGACACUUCGUACCUGCUAAAUUACCAGUUACUGUGAGAAACUUCAUUAGUAAGAACUACGGGGGGCUUCGGGACACGAGUGCACCAGCGGCAGGCAGCCAAGCGGAAGUGUGA